Lolium perenne is the source of this 1877-nucleotide messenger RNA. RefSeq lists its product as uncharacterized. The record is from RefSeq and is a predicted model, not a curated record. Gene Ontology annotation, biological process: cytokinesis by cell plate formation. NCBI's taxonomy places the organism in Eukaryota, Viridiplantae, Streptophyta, Magnoliopsida, Poales, Poaceae.
AUGGAUCGCUCGUCGUCGCGGCCGGCGAGCCCGGGGUACGGGCGGCGGGGCGCGUACGCGCAGCAGCACAGCCACGGCGCCAGCAGCGCGCAGACGUCGCCGGGCGGGUCCCCUACGGCGUCGCCCGUGCACCGCCACUCGCGCUCGGGCUCGCUCGGCGGGGCCGGCUCCGCCUCCACCGUCGGCCGCCGGGGCGCGGGGGCCGCCGCCGCCGCGCGGAACAGCGCCGCGCGCGCCGCCGCGCAGCGCCUCGCGCGCGUCAUGGGCGGGGGCGGGGGAGGGGACGCCGGGAGCGGCAGCGACGACGAGGACUACGAGCUCUCCGGCCCGCCCAUCGAGCUCUCCAUCACCCCGCGCCGCCCCGGCAACCGGUCACCAUCCCCCUCGAUAGGUCGUUACCUUGCGGAUCAGGCGCCGGUGAGCCGUCCACCCUCGUUGACAAACCGGUAUGUGCCCGGGAAGUCGGUUCCCAUGAUCCCUUCCAUCAAGCAAUCAAAUCGGCCAGCGACCAGCGGGCCAGGGUCGGAAUCGUCCGCCCCAAGCCGAAGGGAGCAAAGGAGAUCGGUUGAUCUUGGAAGCUCGAUGAGAGGACGCCGCUCUUCUUCUUCUCUUAAUGAUGAGCUUAACACACUUCAAAUGGAAAAUGAUAGCAUGUACGACAAGCUUCAGCUUGAAGACGAUAGAUCUGAUGAAGCAGAUGCCAAGUCCAUAAACAUGGAGAGACAGGCUUCUAUUAUUGGUGAUGCUAUAGAACCAGAGGUCAAUUUGAUUAGUAGAAGGGCUGCAGCACUAGAACAGAGAAAGGCUUCAAUGAGAAUUGCUUCAAGAAGGGUUAACAGUGCAAGCUGUGAUGAGAUUACAGCCCUUCGAUCAGAAGCAAAGGUUGCUAGCGAGUUGGUCACAUCUGUAUCUCGGCGUGUAAAAGGUGCUGGAUCAGAACAGAGAUCUCUUCAUGCAACAUCCAAUAGAAUGAUGCUGUCACAAGAAGAAAUGGAGGAGGUGGUGCUAAAGAGAUGUUGGCUUGCGCGCUACUGGAAAUUAUCUGUUAGACUUGGUAUACAUUCUGAUAUAGCUGAGCAAAAAUUAGAACACUGGUCCUCAGUUGCACCACUUGCACUUGAAGUUGUCCUAUCAAUUGGACAAAAGGCUAGAGAUGGAACUUUAUCAGAUAAUGACGUAAAUGAUACGGCUGGAGACGGAAAUAUUGAAAGCAUGCUUCUAGUUGAGAAAGGACUGCGCGAAUUAGCUUCGCUCAAGGUAGAAGAUGCAAUCAUGCUCGCUUUAGCAGAACAUCGACGUUUCAGACCUCUCUCAGGCCCAGUUUAUCCCGCUGAAAAUCACAGCUCUUCAGAGCCACUCGAGUUAAGUGAGGAAGAGCGGGAAGAUGUACGCUUCAAGCAGGCAUGGUUGACAUACUUUUGGAGGCGGGCCAAAAAUCAUGAUGUAGAGGAAGAUAUAGCUGACGAGCGGCUACAAUUUUGGAUAGAGCAAGGCAAUCAGCCAGUUACUACAAGCGAUGUCAUCGAAGUUGAUAGAGGACUUCAUGAGCUGAAGAAGCUGGGAGUCGAGUCUCAGCUGUGGGAGGCGACGAGGAGAUCUCUUGACGAUGAUUUCAGUAAUCAUGGGAGUCCAUUUGGAUCUGAAGUUUAGGCAACACAUAAUCAGAACGAAGCCUAGUGCCAAUUUUGCGCUGUCACAGGCCCUAGAGCCUCUUCAUUUUGGUUUUUCAGUUUAUGGUUUCUUCCACCACAUCAUGUAAAUUUUCUGAUCAGAACAAAGAGAUGAUUCUGUCUUCUAGGCCUUUUUCUUUACCUUAAUUAAUGUAUUGUGUCAAAGCAAUAGUGAGUAAUUCUGGAACCAUCAAGAUUAAUUCAGGA